UCCAAAUACUUAUUAUUAUGAAUACUUGUGCCACGUAAACGUACUGAGAAGGUGCAAGGGUACGGGGUCAGAGUUCGAUUGUCGUAUAGAGGAAGUUGUUGGCUGCAUUGCUGCUGGGAAACGGAGCAACCAGGAAGUAGCGUUGCUAUUAUGUGAGCAUUGAAUGUGUUUUUCAUUGCAAGGGAAUUUCUGUGAUUAUAGUAGAACUUCUGUUUAAAAUGCACACGUGGAUUUGUCCCAAUUUAGCUCUAACAUAAAGUCGUCGGUAUCGUGAUGUUAGUUUUUUUUUUGUUUGUUGUUUAAACGAAAUUCAAAGACAUCAAAUCCCAGAAGUGAAGCUCGGUCUUCACAGCACUGAAUGGACAUUGUUUACUUAACAUAUGCAUUUUGUAUAUUUUAAAAACGAAAGUGUUCUAUAUAAAUAUCGUAACAAAUGUUAAAUUAUUGGCAGUGUGUGAAAUACAAACAGAAAAUCUUCCCUUUUCUGGACUAUUUUAAAGUUUAUGGCUAUGUUUCAUUUUGGGGAUCUUCGGGAACUGAAGGAAAACGCUCCAAUGCACGGAGUGUGUAGCUUACCCAGAGUGUAAAGCUCACAAGCAACAUAUUUUAAUUGGAUGUCUGUCAGUGCAAUGGACACAAUGAGUGGCAAACUUGGGCUUAUUGACCUGAAGUACAACAACUCCAGGAAACACAUUUCCAUCAGCAUCCCCUCCAAGACUGAAGACAUGUCACCACAUAUCAAGUCUGUGGAUGAACUGCGAGUCCUGGGAAUUAACCUAAGCAGUUUCAGUCAACCAGCCCAGUUUUCAAUUUGCGUUGUUGGUGUCUUUGUGUUUUAUUUAAUCUAUGGUUAUCUGCAGGAACUAAUUUUUUCCGUGGAAGGGUUUAAGCCAUUUGGAUGGUACCUCACUUUAGUGCAAUUUGGUUUUUACUCAGUGUUUGGAUUGGUAGAGCUUCAACUCACACAGGACAAGAGCAGAAGAAUACCAGGAAAGACAUAUAUGGUGAUAGCCUUUUUAAGCGUGGCUACAAUGGGUUUGUCAAAUACAUCAUUGGGCUAUCUGAAUUACCCCACGCAAGUCAUCUUUAAGUGCUGUAAACUCAUUCCUGUUAUGAUAGGGGGAGUUUUUAUACAAGGAAAGCGCUACAAUCUUCUUGAUGUGUCUGCAGCAGUAUGCAUGAGUUUGGGUCUAAUUUGGUUCACUCUGUCUGACAGUAAAGUAGCCCCCAACUUCAAUGUGACAGGAGUGCUGCUCAUUUCCCUCGCUCUCUGUGCAGAUGCUGUGAUAGGAAAUGUGCAAGAAAAAGCAAUGAAGCUACACAAUGGUUCUAAUUCUGAAAUGGUUUUAUAUUCCUAUUCAAUAGGGUUUGUGUAUAUAUUAGUGGGCUUGUCCUGCAUUGGUGAACUGGGUCCUGCGGUGGCAUUUUGUGCUCAGCAUCCAGUGAAGACCUAUGGUUAUGCAUUUUCCUUUUCGCUCACUGGAUAUUUUGGAAUUUCAUUUGUACUUGCAUUGAUCAAGCUGUUUGGUGCUCUUGUUGCUGUUACAGUGACAACAGGGAGAAAGGCAAUGACGAUCGUGCUUUCAUUUAUGUUCUUCUCGAAGCCUUUCACAAUUCAGUAUGUGUGUGGUGGGCUUCUGGUUGUCUUUGGAAUCUUCUUGAAUGUAUACAGCAAAAACAUGGACAAAAUGAAGCUGCCCUCACUGGCUGAUAUAGGACAAAGAAUCAUGUCAGGCAAAAAGACAAGGCCAUUGUCACAAACAGUUUAGACAGUGAUUUAUGAUUGUCUGCCGUCUGAUUUUUCACAGUCCCCAGCAAUGUGGGAUUUCUGUGUCCAAAGGAAACAUUCCUGAAAACAAAAAAGGCACAAAUGGAGGUAUGCCCACCAGUGACUUGAAAGGGGAUGGUUUAUCCGGCCGUGUGGCUCAGUGCAUCAUGGAUAUCAAAUGGAGACUAAUUUUAUUAUUUUUUUUUAACCUUAUUAACUGGUAUAAGGGAACAAUAGACCUACUGUGGGGUGUAAUUGUUGUUUUAUUUUGUAACAUCUCCAGUGUCAGUUAUUUGAACAUUCAAUUUCAUAUGCAUCCAGUGCUUUUUGAGUUUUGGUUUUAUUUUUUUUUUUGUGUGUUUUUUUUUCUGUCGAAAUAAAAAAAUUCAAAAAUUAAGUUCCAGAGAAUAAUUUCUCUACAUCAUGGGAAUGUAAUGCAGAAGAACUUUUGAAAUGCGUUAGUUAACAUGCUCAAAGUGUGCAUUUGUUUGUAAUGGCCGACGGCUUUUUCUGUUGUUGAAAUUAUGUCAAAUAAACUAUGGAAAAGUACAUACACUUCAAAGGAUUGACAUUAAGUUUAGUAUAUUUCCCUGAAAACCUUAUUUAAGACAUCUUUCUAUACACCCAACUUGUCUGAACACUUGCACAACUUCAACAAAGAACCUAUCCAGUCAAAAUUGUUACUAGGCUUUUGAGUGGGGCUUUGCCUUGUCACACCAGUAAUCCCUGAAACCACUGAUGGUGACUAACAUAACUUGUUUAACUUUGAAUUUAAAAAAUUUAAAGAUGAUAUUUAUUAUAAGUGAAGACCACACGAACAGCAGUGCGGAAGUUCAGAUUGUACUCUGUAGUCCCUAAGAUAAUUGGGUUAGGCAGUAAACCCUUACAGGUAUGCUAGCAAUUAAGUGUAUUCAAGUAAGUACAGCAUUGCAUUGUUACCUGUUUUACUUGACAUUUUAUUUCGGUUUGGAUUACCGUAUAUGGAAAUUUGAAUUUGGACUAAUAAUUAAGCUGUCAAAUUCUGUUUAUAAAAUCGACUGGUUUGUUGGCUUUUGAUUGGUUUUCUAAUUAUUUUUUUAACCAGACUACUUUGAAACAUGACUGUUUUAAUGUGUAGCAUGUAUGCAUGAACAGGCUUGUUAUUAAAGGGUUUAUAGUUGUGAAAUAAAUCUUACCUGUCAUGCACUUAUUUUCUCUACAUACAUGCAGGUCUCAUACAGUCACAUACAAGAGUACUGCACCCUAUGUUUAUUUUACCAUAAUUCAUGGUAACUGAUUAAGGACAGUCAUAUAGUAAACUUUAAUCACUUUUUAAUGAAACCAAAAGCAAAAUACACAAUUUCUAGUACUUCAACAAAUAAUCUU
Messenger RNA from Polyodon spathula (Mississippi paddlefish), 3133 nucleotides. Its product is annotated as adenosine 3'-phospho 5'-phosphosulfate transporter 2-like. The record is from RefSeq and is a predicted model, not a curated record. The transcript is spliced from 10 exons. Gene Ontology annotation, biological process: transmembrane transport. Bases 615 to 1769 code for a protein of 384 amino acids. Gene Ontology annotation, molecular function: 3'-phosphoadenosine 5'-phosphosulfate transmembrane transporter activity. Gene Ontology annotation, cellular component: Golgi membrane; endoplasmic reticulum membrane. NCBI's taxonomy places the organism in Eukaryota, Metazoa, Chordata, Actinopteri, Acipenseriformes, Polyodontidae.